Messenger RNA from Danio aesculapii, 2316 nucleotides. Its product is annotated as cytochrome P450 1A1. Gene Ontology annotation, biological process: hormone biosynthetic process; progesterone metabolic process. The coding region runs from base 174 to 1712 and encodes 512 amino acids. Lineage: Eukaryota; Metazoa; Chordata; Actinopteri; Cypriniformes; Danionidae. Gene Ontology annotation, molecular function: oxidoreductase activity, acting on paired donors, with incorporation or reduction of molecular oxygen, reduced flavin or flavoprotein as one donor, and incorporation of one atom of oxygen; heme binding; iron ion binding. The transcript has 7 exons. The record is from RefSeq and is a predicted model, not a curated record.
UUACGCACGCGAUCAUCUCGAAGUUCUCCACUGUUUUCUUCUUCUGUCAGUCUGUGGUUUUUGGAGUUACUGGAUUCGUCUUCGCGUGCAGCACUUCUUCAGCUGGAAAAACUUGUGUGCACGAAUUUGAUUGAAAGCACGGAAUUUGCAAAGGCUAAUAUAAAGUCUAUGCCAUGAAUCUUGAGAAUAUCUCCCGCACGGCUACAUCUGAAGUGACUCUGAUUUUGUGUGCUUUUGCACUGCUCCUGCUGGCUCUUCAUGGUCGACGAAGAGCACCAGGCAUCCCCGUUCCCCCAGGUCCCAGACCGUGGCCCAUCGUGGGCAACAUUCUCCAGAUGGAAGAACAGGUACAUUUGUCAUUAACAAACCUGAGGGUUCGGUAUGGAGACGUCUUCCAGGUGAAAAUGGGUUCUCUUGUGGUCGUCGUCUUGAGUGGCUAUUCUACAAUCAAGGAGGCUCUAGUACGACAAGGAGAUGCAUUUGCUGGACGCCCUGACCUCUUUACCUUCUCUGCAGUUGCUAAUGGCACCAGUAUGACAUUUAGCGAGAAGUAUGGGGAAGCUUGGGUACUUCACAAAAAGAUCUGCAAAAAUGCCCUGAGAACCUUCUCCCAAACCGAGCCUAAAGACUCAAAUGCCUCUUGUCUUCUAGAGGAGCGUAUUUGUGUGGAGGCCAUGGACAUGGUGGAGACUCUGAAGGCACAAGGAGAGGAGUUUGGGGACUCAGGGAUUGAUCCAGUUCAAUUGCUAGUGACCUCAGUUGCCAAUGUGGUUUGCACUCUUUGCUUUGGGAAGCGGUAUUCCCAUAAUGAUAAAGAGUUCCUUACCAUCGUCCAUAUCAAUAAUGAAGUGCUGCGCCUCUUUGCUGCAGGGAAUCUGGCAGACUUUUUCCCCAUCUUCCGUUACCUGCCCAGUCCGUCUCUGCGAAAGAUGGUUCAGUUCAUUAACAGAAUGAACAACUUCAUGGAGCGCAACAUCAUGGAACAUCUCGUCAACUUCGACACGAACUGUAUCCGAGAUAUCACUGAUGCCCUUAUUGCGAUGUGUGAGGACAGACAGGAGGACGAGGAAUCAGCCAUGCUCAGCAAUUCCCAGAUUGUCCACAGUGUCAUUGACAUCUUCGGAGCUGGUUUUGACACCAUCAUCACUGGUUUGCAGUGGAGUCUAUUAUACCUGAUCAAGUUUCCAAACAUCCAGGCUAAAAUCGUCCAGGAGAUAGAUAACCAAGUUGGAAUGGAUAGAUUACCACAGUUUAAAGACAGGCCAAACAUGCCUUACACAGAAGCUUUCAUAAAUGAGGUGUUUCGCCAUGCGUCCUACAUGCCUUUCACCAUACCUCACUGCACAACUGAAAACGUUACAUUGAAAGGAUACUUCAUCCCCAAAGACACAUGUGUGUUUAUCAACCAAUAUCAAGUCAAUCAUGACAUUGAGAUAUGGGAUGAUGCAGAGUCCUUUCAACCUGAACGGUUCCUCACCCUCUCUGGCCACUUAAAUAAAAGCUUGACUGAGAAGGUCAUGAUAUUUGGCAUGGGAAUACGCCGUUGUCUCGGAGACAACAUUGCCCGUCUGGAGAUGUUUGUGUUUUUAACCACCCUGCUGCACCGUCUGCACAUAGAGAACGUUCCGGGGCAGGAGCUCGACUUGAGCUCUACAUUCGGCCUCACCAUGAAGCCCAGACCAUACAGAAUAAAAAUCAUACCUCGUAACUAAACUAUUAUGCUCUCAGUGUUCCAGAUGGAUCUACAGAAUAAUUGCUAAAGUCACAGCACCAAGCUAUUGUUGGCAUCACUGGACUGCUAAGCUAAGCUAAUCCCUUUUCUCUUCUCUACCUCUGGUUUACCUGUGUUAUGGUUAAUUUGGCACACCAUGUACUUGAAUGUUUGCUAGUUGAUGAGCCACUAAAUGAAUUAGCCACUAAACUGUCAAAACGUAAAAUACUUACGUUUUCUCGUGAGAUCAGGCUGGUAUUUGUGAUAAUGCAUGAAGACUUAAGCAUAAAGGAUUUGGUUACUUUAUACUUUUAGCACAAAUUUUGAAUUGUAAAAAAAAAUGCAUUUUUAAAACUGAAUUUCAGUGGCACUGAAGGUUAGGGUGUUUUCUAUAUGUUGAAAGGCUGUUUUUAUGUUAGAUUAAAUUGAACCAGAAAGAACGGCAUUGCUGAAUUUGCAUUAAUCAACAAAUAUCUUUAACUUUUCAAAUGUACGUCAGUUUAAUAUAUUGACUGUCUAAUAUAUACGACUGAUUAAUUAUGGAUUAAUCAUAUUAAUAAGCUAUGUUAACCAUGUUUUGUAACUUGACAGAAUGGAAUAGAAUA